AUGGAUUCAAAGUUCAUCUCCAUUGCACUUGAGAAGUAUGUACGGGAAGACCUAACCCGAAAGGUAAGGGACUUGCGUAGUAUGUUGCAUGCAAGGCAUGGGCAUGAUGUAACUAUGUACAAGGUUUGGGAAGCCAAACAGAAGGCAGUUGCACGUAUUUACGGGGAUUUUGACGAGUCGUACGCAGAAUUGCCACGAUUUCUAGCUCCAUUGUCUGAUGCAGAUCCGGAUACUGUGACCACAUUAAAGUGUGACCCCCAUGUCCCGGGGACUUGUAUAUUCAACUCCGCGUUUUGGGCUUUCGGUUCGUGUAUUAGAGGGUUUAGGCAUUGCAGGCCGGUGAUAAGCAUAGAUGCAACGCACCUUUAUGGCAAGUACAAAGGAAAGCUGUUGAUAGCAAUGGCAACAGAUGGUAACAACGAGAUUUAUCCACUCGCAUUUGCCGUUGUCAAAAGCGAGAGCACGGAGACAUGGGGAUGGUUCUUGGCAUGCCUGUUGACCUAUGUUACAGACCGCACCAAUUUGUGUAUAAUAUCCGACAGGCAUCGUGGGAUACAAUCAUGCUUCGAUGACACCACUAGGGGCUACUUGCAACCGCCGUUAACCCAUCACCGGUAUUGCCUCUGCCAUUUAGUAAGCAAUGUUAACACUAACUUCAAUAGUGUGCCGUUGAAGAACUUGGUAUGGAACGCAGCAACUGCGAAUCAAGUUAGGAAGUUUGAGAACACCAUGGAUUGCAUCAAGAAUGUCAACCCGGCUGCGUACGACUAUCUUAAGGAGGUAAAUCAAGAAAAGUGGACACUUGUACAUGACCAUGGGCACCGAUAUGGGGCAAUGACAACCAACCUGUCAGAGUGUUCAAUGGGGUACUUAAGGGCGCACGUAGCUUGCCCAUAA
Quercus lobata is the source of this 897-nucleotide messenger RNA. RefSeq lists its product as uncharacterized. Lineage: Eukaryota; Viridiplantae; Streptophyta; Magnoliopsida; Fagales; Fagaceae. The transcript has a single exon. Bases 1 to 897 code for a protein of 298 amino acids. The record is from RefSeq and is a predicted model, not a curated record.